This is a messenger RNA of Branchiostoma floridae (Florida lancelet), 1328 nucleotides long. RefSeq names its product zinc finger protein 525-like. Bases 162 to 998 code for a protein of 278 amino acids. The transcript has 2 exons. Gene Ontology annotation, cellular component: nucleus. Gene Ontology annotation, biological process: regulation of transcription by RNA polymerase II. Gene Ontology annotation, molecular function: RNA polymerase II transcription regulatory region sequence-specific DNA binding; DNA-binding transcription factor activity, RNA polymerase II-specific. The record is from RefSeq and is a predicted model, not a curated record. NCBI's taxonomy places the organism in Eukaryota, Metazoa, Chordata, Leptocardii, Amphioxiformes, Branchiostomatidae.
GACCUUCGACCUCCAUAGCGUAGAAAGGUCAGUUUGGCUGUCCGCCAUUUUGGUUUGUCUGAGUAUCACGAUUCCUUUGUAGUCCCUUGUGUCUCCAGUUUUCAAGACAAUCCGACAAUUCAGCAAUUAAUUAGAACCACAAACCAGAAGGCGAGAUUGCCAUGGACGAUCAUCCAGCUACACACCCUGGCGACGAGACAAACAGCAGCGAGACACCGGACACCGGAAGGCAGCAGAACAAGGAAGGGGAAAUUCUAUACCAGGAAAAAUGCGGAGUAGGAUCUGACCAUCCUUCCACACAGGACCCAACAGUGCAGACGGACAGAGUUGCGGUGAAACGUACUGUGGAUAAACGCUUCGAGUGUACGGAGAGUGACUAUAUUGCUGCAACAAAGGCUGACCUAAUGAAACACACAAGAAAACAUACUAGUGAGAAACCCUAUAAAUGUGACCAGUGCGACUAUUCUGCAGCACAGAAAGUUCAUUUAGACCGACACGUGACUAAACACACCGGAGAAAAACCCUUCAUGUGUGGGGAGUGCGGGUACAGAACGACUGACAGGUUUAGCCUAUCCGAACAUAUGAGCAGACAUACAGGUGAGAAACCCUACAAAUGCGACCAGUGUGACUAUUCAGCAAUACGGAAAGUUUAUUUAGGCCGACAUAUGACUAAACACACUGGGGAAAAACCCUACAUGUGUGGGGAGUGCGGAUACAGGGCCGCUGCCAGGUCUAGCCUAUCCAAACAUUUGAGAAUACAUACGGGCGUAAAACCAUACAAGUGCGACCAAUGCGACUAUUCUGCUGGACACAAAGGUAAUUUAAGCCGACACAUGGCUCAACACACUGGCGAAAAACCCUACAUGUGUGGAGAGUGCGGAUAUAGGACAGCUGACAGGUCCAACCUAUCUCUACAUAUGAGAACGCAUACGGGCGUAAAACCCUACAAGUGUGACCAAUGCGACUAUUCUGCUACACAGAAAAAUACUUUUAAGUAACACAUGGCUAGUCACACAGGCAAAAAACCCUACAAGUGUGGAGAGUGCGGAUACAGGACGGCUGACAGGUCUUACUUGACCAGACAUAUGAGAAAACAUACAGGUGAGAAACCAUAUAAGUGUGACCAGUGUGACUAUUCUGCUGCACAUAAAGUUUCAUUCGACAUUCAUCUUACUAAACACACCGGUGAAAAGCCAUUUAUGUGUGGACAGUGCGAAUACAGGACUGCUAACAGGUCUCACCUAUCCGAACAUAUGAGGAGACAUUCAGGAGAAAAGCCUUAUAAAUGUGACCAGUGCGACUAUUCUGCUGCACACAAAGGUAAUCUA